CCUGGUUCAGUUCUGUAAAUGUUUCAGAUCCAAACAAGAACAAACUGAAGCUGAAGCUGAAGAUCGGACGAAACAAAAACCCUCCCCGAGCCUCUGUAGACCCUCCUCUGGCUCCUGGUCCAGACCCGGGUCCGGACUCAGGUCUGGACCCGGGUCUGGACCCGGUCUGGACCCGGGUCUUGGUCUCAGGUCUCUGGGUCGGGCGUUGGUCCUCAGGGAGCAGAAGAUGAUGGAGUCUGGACUUUCAGAGCAGGACCAGGACCAGCUCCACACGGACCUGGAGAAACUCUGGGUCCAAAUCAGGAUCCAAGUCCACAAGAUCUUCUCUGAGGACUUCAGCCCAGACUCGCUCCGUGAGGCUCUGGUCUGUGUUCUGGACCAGGAGGACUUGGACCGGGCCUGGUUGGACUUUCCUCCAGACCUGGUCCCGGUUUGGAGACCGAGUCGGACUUUACAGAACCACGACAAACUCCUGGAGCAGAUGGUCCGGUCCAGACUCAAACCCAAGACCCGAGACCCAGAACCGGACCAGGACCAGACCUCACGGACCUCCACCGUCAAACAGGAGGUGCUCAGACUCGCUCAGGUUCUCCUCGGAGACCUCCUGCUCCUGUCUCGUUCCGUGGUCCGGGCGUAUCCGGGUCACAUGGACAUCCUGAACCGCUUCCUGAAGCUUUACCACAACAGCCUCAGACUCCGCCUCCAGGAGCUCGCCGACGCCUCAUCGGACGACGACCGCGCCUACCUGCUGCUCUGGACCAAUCACAGCUACCGACGGGAGAUUCUUCUUCAUCCUGAACUCAAAGACCGGAUCAGGACCUCAGACCUCGGACCUUUACUGAGUCCCGUGGUCCUCAAGAAGAUCCAAGACCAGCACCAGGAGUCCACCCAGGGUCGGGUGCGUCAGUGGUUGGGGAACAUUCUUCUGAAGGAGGAGGAGUCCUGGAGGUCGGGCUCUGGGUCUGAGGAGAUCGAUGGGUUCUGCUUCAGUCCUGUGGCUCUGGAGGUCAUCCAGGUGAUCGACGGAGCCCUGCAGGAGCUGAAGUGUGUGAGACCGGACCAGGGACCGGACCAGGGACCGGACCAGGGACCGGACCAGGGACCGGACCAGGGACCGGACCAGGGACCGGACCAGAGUGAGACCCAGAUCUGGUUGGAGGUCCCAGUUUUCCUCAGCAGAUACACACGUUCUCUGGAGGAGUUCCUGAAGGAGAACCGGAGGAACCGAGCAUCUAUUGUGAAAGCUCAACUCGUCUGUGAGGAACAACUCAGGUCUCUGGUUCAGACUCGUGUCGUGGACGUUGCUCUGAGGCGCAGGUGUCUGGAGUCGCUCUCUGCCCUGAGGGAUUGUGGGUACUGUAGUCUGACCGGCACCGUCCAAUCACAGCUCAAGCCGCUCCUGUCCGGACUCUGGACUCCGGCCUGGGUCUGUGGGACUCUCCCAGUCCUGGACUCACUCCUGGACUUUCUGAUUCCUGAACUGGACCAACUGCAGGACCUCAAGCCCACCUGUCGCCAGGCGGUGCUGACUCGCCUGCACCAGGAGGUGGCGCUGCGUUUUGUGAAAAAUCUGCUGAAGUCGAGGAGGCGGAGUCAGGAGGAGCAGGAGGGCGGGGCCAGACAGAUGAAGGCCGACGCCCACAACCUGCACAACUUUUUCACAGCUCAGGGCGGGGCUUGUGACAGGACCACCCAGAUCCUGGUCCAGGUCUCUGAAGUCCUCAGGCUCCAGGAUCCAGACCUGAUCCAACUCGAACUGGUCUCUCUGGUCCGGACCUGCCCCGAUCUGAGCGCCGCGCACGUCUCCAGACUCCUCUUCGUGAAAAGCGGCCAAUCAGCUGCCUCGAUUCGUCAGAUCAAACGCGGCGUGGAGGAGACCCGCCCCUCGCCGCAGGGAUCGACCAAUCAGAGCGCGGCGUUCUUCUCCAGGAUCAAAGUGAAGUGGUUCGACGACAAAAUGGCCGCCGCCCUCACGGAGCUGAAGCCCAAACGGAACUGAAAUACAAACGGAACUGAAGCCCAAACGGAGCUGAAGCGCAAACGGAGCUGAAGCCCAAACGGAGCUGAAGCCCAAACGGAACUGAAGCGCAAACGGAACUGAAACGCAAACGGAACUGAAGCACAAACGGAACUGAAGCCCAAACGGAACUGAAGCAAACGGAACUGAAACACAAACGGAGCUGAAGCCCAAACGGAGCUGAAGCCCAAACGGAGCUGAAGCCCAAACGGAACUGAAGCGCAAACGGAACUGAAGCCCAAACGGAGCUGAAGCGCAAACGGAACUGAAAUACAAACGGAACUGAAGCGCAGCUAAAACGUCACCAUGUCGUGCCGUUUUUUUUGCCGUUUUUCAGAGUUUUUCGACUGGAUAUUUGAUCCUUUUUUCUUUAUAAAAACUGAAAA
This is a messenger RNA of Boleophthalmus pectinirostris (great blue-spotted mudskipper), 2403 nucleotides long. Its product is annotated as exocyst complex component 3-like. The record is from RefSeq and is a predicted model, not a curated record. The coding region runs from base 227 to 1999 and encodes 590 amino acids. NCBI's taxonomy places the organism in Eukaryota, Metazoa, Chordata, Actinopteri, Gobiiformes, Gobiidae. Gene Ontology annotation, molecular function: SNARE binding. Gene Ontology annotation, biological process: exocyst localization; exocytosis. The transcript has 13 exons. Gene Ontology annotation, cellular component: exocyst.